AUGGAUGUGAUUUGUGAAUUCUGCGGAGCAAUUCAUUUCAAAGGCGAAUUGGGAAGUGGCAAGAAAUUUAAUCUUUGUUGUUCCAAAGGAAAGGUGAUUCUCCCUCCUCCUCAGGAAUGCCCAGAAUUGCUGCAACUGUUAUUUACCCACUGCCAUCCUCAAUCUGCGAAUUUCAUCAAAGAUGCCCGACAGAACAACAAUGCUCUCGCAUUUGCAUCACUUGGAGCAUCCAUUGAUGUUCUACGUGGAAGAAGACCAUAUUGUUUCAAGAUUCAUGGGCAACUGUACCACAAUACAACUGCCGUUCAAUACUAUGAUGAAGAAAUAUCCGUUCCUCCCGCUCUCAAGUACGCGCAACUUUACUUCCUGGAUUCUAAUCAAGCGAACAAACAACGAUUAAAUAAUCCAGCAAACAGAAGCUGUGAUAGCGCUCUCAUGGAACAGCUAGAUGCUCUCAUUCGUCGUGUUAAUCCAUAUGCUGUCAUGUACAAAAACAUGCGUCAAGUGGCUAUGGAAGAGGACCGUCAAGCAGCAGUUGAAGGUAGGGCUCCGUUAGUGGUUUCGAUGGUUAUUCAUAACGAUCGAAGAACACAGGAUGAAAGAAGAUACAAUAGCCCCGCAGGAGAAGAAAUUGCGGUUAUGUUAAAAAGCAUUGGUGGUGCACCUCCUGAAAACAGGGAUAUCCGAGGGCAUCUAUUGAUUCCACGGAGAGGAAAAGUUUUCAUUAGGAUUGAUACUCAAAAACCCAUGUGCGAUCCCAUGACGUACCCAUUGCUUUUUCCGAAUGGUGACAGUGGAUGGGAUCAAAAUUUAAAACGAAGAUAUCUAAACGAAGACCAAGAUAAUGUUUCCCAUGAUCAUAAUGAAGAGCAAGAAUUAUUGGAUGGAGAAUCUAGAAUCGCAGACUUAAAUGAUGAAGAAGUCCAGAUUCGAUCUGAAAUUGUACCGGAACCAGAUUUUGAAACAGAAGUCGACUUUGAUCCUGAUGUUCCAGUACCAAUCUAUGACGUCAACCGAAGAGGACCGCGUUCCAGAAUAACUCAGUGCGAGUUUUAUAGUAGUCAACUUUCGAUACGUAGUCCAAGAGCGAUGAAACAAGGAUACCAAGAUGCAAUGGCUAUUUGCAGUAGAUUUGGAAAGCCGACUUAUUUCCUCACAUUUACCUGUAAUCCAAAAUGGCAAGAGAUUACGGAGAGAAUCGAGAGCUAUCAAGUAGUAGCCAACAGACCUGACGUUGUCGCAAGAGUCUAUCAACUGAAAUUAAAAGAACUCAUCAAAGAUAUUCAAGAAAAACAAAUUUUAGGGGUUGUUGUUGCAAGAAUUCACGUAAUUGAAUUUCAAAAGCGAGGCCUACCCCAUUGCCAUAUGUUGAUAUGGAUUGAUCAACAUGACGUUCCUACAACUGAAUUUGAAAUCGACAAGACAAUUUCAGCUGAAAUUCCGGAUCCAGAAACACACCCAGAACUUCACAAAAUAAUCAUGAGCAACAUGAUUCAUGGUCCGUGCGGUACCAUUAAUCCAAACUCACCCUGCAUGGACGGUAGUAAAUGCACGAAAUCGUUUCCAAAAUCUUUUUCACCAUCUACAGUCAUUAAUUCCAAUGGAUAUCCAACCUACAGAAGACGAGACACCGGUAUUUCGUAUCCUCUAAACGACAAGCCCAACUUUCGUCGAGUUGAUAACAGCUGGGUUGUUCCUUUUAAUGCUUAUCUCUCUCUGAAAUACAAUUCUCACAUCAAUUUAGAGUUUUGCGCCUCUGUUACAAGCGUCAAGUAUAUAUUUAAAUAUAUAUACAAAGGACAUGAUUGCGCAAAUGUUCAAAUUAGCAGAGCUGAAAAUCAACAAGGUCAACAGGAAAUAGUGUGGGAUGAAACCAAGCAGUUUUUGGAAGCAAGAUACGUGAGUGCUCCAGAAGCAUGUUGGCGAAUUUUGAAGUACCCACUUUGUUUCCGAUCUCACGCCGUAAGUCGAUUGGCUGUUCAUCUUCCUCAAGAACAACCUGUUUACUUCCAACCAGGAUUUGAAGAUCGAUCAAUGUUAAAUGCAGCUACAAAAAUAACUACUUUGACAGCUUGGUUUAAAUUAAACCAGGAUCACGAAUCGGCAAGACAGUACUACUAUCGCGAAAUUCCGAAUCAUUUCUGCUUCGAUAAAAACCAACGUAGAUGGAAGCCAAGAAAGAAGAGAAUAAAUGUUAUCGGCAGAAUUUUUUCUGUUGGGGUUAAACAAGUAGAAAGACACAGUCUUCGCUUGCUUUUGCUCGAGGUAAAAGGAGUAACAAGUUUUGAAUAUCUUCGAACAGUCGACAACAUUUUGUAUCCCACAUUCAAGGAAGCGGCCAUAGCAAGAAAUCUUCUCGCUGAUGACAGUGCUUGGGAAAAAGUUAUGGAAGAAGCAGCUGCCUUUGAAAUGCCAAUUCAGUUAAGACAACUUUUCGUCGACAUAUGUUGCCACUGUCGUCCGACGAACGCGCAACUUCUUUUUAAAAACAACCUCCAACAUCUCACUGUUAACUAUACAAGAAACGGGCAUGGAGAAGAAGUGGCCAAAAAUCUAGCGUUAAAAUGGAUUCAAGAUAAGAAAGGUGAAGGAAAAAAGGUUAUUGCUGUCGCUCCAACUGGAAUCGCUUCAACAUUGUUAAUCGAUGGAGCCACAUAUCACUCUCAAUUUAAAAUUUAUCCUCCCAUCACAGAAACAACAAGAUCAAAAAUAGAAGAACACCACUUCUUGGCGAAAUUGAUAAGGGAUGCCGCACUCAUAAUCGAGGACGAAGCUACUGUGAUGACCAACCACGCUCUCAAUGCGAUUAAGCACGUCACUGAAAAAAUGACUAAGAAUAACAAGCCUUUUGGAAAUAAAGUCCUUCUUCUCGGGGAAGACUUUAGACAAUGUUUGCCAGUAGUCAAACAUGGAAAUCGAGUUAAGGUAGUCGAAGCUACCAUUAAAAACUGCGAGAGUUGGUCCACCUUUCGUCACAUUCGAUUAACAGAAAACAUGCGCACCACGGCGGGAAGCCAAGAGUACGCAAAUUGGCUGAUUGAACUGGGAAAUGGGACGUUACCAACAACAGGAAAUUUGAGUUCAAAUGUCGUUGAAAUCCCUCCUUACUUCCUGAUUACCGAAGAAAAUGCUGAGUCUUUCACCGGAGAUGACCAAGAUCCAAGAAUCAGUGCUUUAAUUCAUCACGUGUUCGGGGAUCCGAAGCAUCUAUUAGAUCAAGAUUUCUCUGAAGAAGUUAAUUCCCGUGCGAUUUUAUGUCCCAAGAAUGAUGAAUGUUUGAAGAUAAACAAUGCAAUAAUCAAAAACAUGCCUGGUGAGGAGUUUGUUUAUAAGAGCAUAGACACAAUCACAGGCGAUGAAGAAGAAGUUGCUAAUUUUCCAACAGAGUUCCUCAACACGCUGAAAAUUUCUGGAAUUCCACCUCAUACAUUCAGAUCUGCCGUUCACCCUAAACAGACUCUGUCCGGAGGUGGUGUAGACAUGGUGAACCAGCUGCGUUCCUACUACGAGAGAGACGGUAAAGCCAAAAAAUUGUGGCAUCGUCUCUUAUACUCUCUUGGAGACUUGUCUGGUCCGCUGGAUAUACUUCAACGAUAUGGUCGAGGAUAA
Molecule: messenger RNA, 3609 nt
Organism: Daphnia pulex (common water flea)
Lineage: Eukaryota; Metazoa; Arthropoda; Branchiopoda; Diplostraca; Daphniidae
Exons: 5
Coding region: 1-3609 (1202 amino acids)
Biological process (GO): telomere maintenance; DNA repair
Molecular function (GO): DNA helicase activity
Source: RefSeq, a predicted model, not a curated record